Molecule: messenger RNA, 1257 nt
Organism: Ipomoea nil (Japanese morning glory)
Lineage: Eukaryota; Viridiplantae; Streptophyta; Magnoliopsida; Solanales; Convolvulaceae
Product: desumoylating isopeptidase 1
Exons: 5
Coding region: 284-1075 (263 amino acids)
Biological process (GO): protein modification by small protein removal
Molecular function (GO): peptidase activity
Source: RefSeq, a predicted model, not a curated record
AUUAAACCUAUUAUGAAUUCAAAACAAAUCAGCAGAUCUUAUACUUCGUCGCAGCUUCUUCACCCAUUCGCGAACUUUCGAUUUCAGGAUUUCCUUCACCUAUAACUCUUUUAGAAUUUCCUUCUCCUAUAACUCUUCAUCCUUCUUCGGCUCGAUCAAUCGCUUGAAGGUCUUCAUAGUUGUUGCAGUUCAUUCUGCCAGCCCAUCCAUCAGCUCCUUUUACAGUGUUUUUCCUGCUAACUGACCUGAUUUCAAGAAAUUCUUUUAUAUCGGAGUGUCGGAGAUGGCUGAGGAGGGACACACGGUCUUGUUGAAUGUGUAUGACUUAAGCCAAGGAUUAGCUCGCCAGAUGUCUGCUGCAUUCUUGGGCAAAACCAUUGAAGGCAUAUGGCACACUGGAGUAGUUGUUUAUGGUAAUGAAUAUUAUUUUGGCGGCGGGAUACAACAUGCUCCUGUGGGUACUACACCCUAUGGGACUCCUAUUCGAGUUGUGGAACUCGGUGUCACACAUCUUCCAAAGGAUGUUUUUGAAUCAUAUUUGCAGGAGAUUAGCCCCCGUUACACUGCAGAGACCUAUAGUUUACUGACCCAUAACUGCAAUAAUUUCAGCAAUGAGGUCGCUCAGUUUUUGGUGGGUGCAACCAUUCCAGAAUAUAUUCUGAACCUUCCUAAUGAGGUCAUGAGCAGCCCAAUGGGUGCUCUCAUGUUGCCAAUGAUACAACAGAUGGAGGCUACAUUAAGGGUUGGUGCAGUUCCUCAAGCUCCUGUCUUCAAACCUUCAACAACAGCUCCUCUUGCUUCCCAUUCGGGAAGCAACAAGAGUGUAUCGGAAGACACAAUAAAAGAGGGUGUUGAUUCGGGAUCGGGAGUGAAAAAUGGAAAGAGCGAUGAAGUUGCAGGUGCAGUCAAUCCUGUGGAUCCUUUGGGAGACGCCCGGAGCAAGAUACAAGGGGAGAUCACUAGAGAGUUUGCUGCAAUUAUGGCAACCGGGACAUUGCGUGCAAGUGAGGCUGCGGCAUUGGCAACUAAAAGAGUCAUGCAAAGAUAUGGGCACACAAGUGUUGCACAGAGUUGAGAUAAAAACUGAAUUACUUUAUAUUUGUUGUGUGUAUUACAUUACAUCUAAUCAUUGGUCGUCGGAGGAAAAUGGCUUCCACAUUGGGUUUAUGUUACUUAGCGAUUUUAAUAUUUAAUUUGAAAUGUAUUACGAGACUUCAAUUGGUUGUGGUUUUAAUUAAAAAAAAAAACGUUAGCACA